AUGCAACAACCAUCAAUAUCUACGUUAGGCAAUGCCACACUUGUGGCCAUUCCACUUUGGUUCCCCGCAACUCCCUACCGUUUGGUCGUCCCGAAACCCACAGACAAGAGCGUCCACGUGGCAUCCAACCGCGACGAUUAUGCCGCGGCUGUACGAUACAUGCGGAGAAAACGGCAUCGGAGUAUCGAAACUGUCGUUGACGGGGCGCCAUCUUGGCGCGUAUCAACCAACCUCCCCCACCACUGCUCGACAACACUUCGGCAUUUCUGCAUUUGCCCACUCACGCGGAUGACAUCCGCGACCACUGUCAGCCAUGCUUCCUACAACCAACUCGGCAACAGUCCGUCGCUCUUCACGGACGAAGACAUGUGGACCAUCGACACCAUCCUCGGCUCGGAUGACCUCUUGACGCUGGACGACGACAUCCAGAAAGACUUGGACUUUUUGACGUCUGCAUCCACCAUCUCUGCGCAUCCGCUGACCAUUCUCACCACUCCGGACGCGCUCAUGAACCAGGCCUUCGCCUCGGAAUCGGAGGCGUGCUUCUCGCCGCAACCUCGCCCGCGUCCUCGCCAUUCCUUGGACAUGAUGACGCUGGAAACGUUGCCCCUGGACGUGCUCACAUUUGUGGACCAUCCCAGCAAACGCAAGAGCUUUGCAGGGUUGACAGUGGUGCCAAUGAUGAAAUCGAUGCCGAGCCUGCCUGUGCAGCCGCAGCAGAUGCUCAACAACCAGAGUCCAUUGAGUCCCAUAAAAUCUCCAAAGAAAUGCAAGCAGUGCAUGGCCACAGGAUGCACUCGUCGUGCGCAAUCCAACAACCGAUGCAAGUCCCAUGGCGGGGGUGCGCGCUGCACGGUCGCGGGUUGUGGCAAGAGUUCGCAAGGUGGCGGUCUCUGCCGCGCACAUGGAGGUGGGAAGAAGUGCAAGUUCCCUGGAUGCACCAAAGGCACCCAACGUCUUGGCUUGUGCUAUCUCCAUGGUGGUAUCCGCCGCUGCACAUUCAACGGCUGUGUCAAGAAAGAUCGCGGCAAUGGAUUCUGCAUCAGUCAUGGCGGCGGCAAGAAGUGCUCAGCUCCCAAGUGCACAAUGCCAGUGACCAAGGGCACGACAUGCAUGAAGCACGCACCGCCGCCGCCGCCCGUCGUGAAGAUGGAGCCGAUGCCCUCGUUCAUGGGUCGGGCCAUCGCAAUGAUGUCCCCUGUACUCUAUUGUAACCGACACAAUCCUCUCGGAAACGGCAGUGGUUCAUGCAUGGCGAUGCAUCUACUCGAGAGUGCCUACCGCAUCGAAGAACUUCUGAGCGACGACGACAGCGACAGCGAUGCAGAGGACAAGCGAACUGCCAUCACAAGGGCCAGGCAUAUGGGCAGCGGCAUUUCGAAUGCUGGCAACCGACACAAGCAAGACAAGAAAGCAUCCAUCGUGAUGGCGCCCCCAUCGUAACUUCGACAUCCUCAUUCUCUUCAAAGGCAUGACAGCUCGCUCAUGUAGGUCCAAAGCAGCUGUGGACAAAGUGUUCUUCGCCGACGUCAAGCCCUUCGUUCUGGAUGGGGGCGACUUAGAACAUCUUCCACAGACGUCCGACGACCGAUCCAAGCACGUCCACGCCCAAAUCUUUGGUCGCAACAACAACGCCAAGCCGUCGCCCCCGCCGCCGCUUCCGGCCGUGACGCUCCUUCUCCCGCCCGUGUCCCCCGUCGUGCUCUCCGCGAGGUCCUCUGCCAACGCAACCGCGCGCCGGCAGCACCCGCAACCGUCGUGGGAAGUGCCGGAACCCCUCACCACCACAGGUACAUCCCACCAAGUAAUUGAACAAGCGAUGGUGACAUGUUGUCCAUUAUUAGCAGACGAAGUGACCACGAUUGAAGCCUUCAAUUGAUUGAUUUGCUUCGUUUUAGAGCAAGUGCAACCUUGCUUUAUAUAAUAAAACGUUCAAUCGUUAAAGCUGCUAC
This is a messenger RNA of Aphanomyces astaci, 1952 nucleotides long. RefSeq lists its product as hypothetical. The transcript is spliced from 8 exons. The record is from RefSeq and is a predicted model, not a curated record. Bases 1 to 1443 code for a protein of 480 amino acids. NCBI's taxonomy places the organism in Eukaryota, Oomycota, Saprolegniomycetes, Saprolegniales, Verrucalvaceae.